AAUGGGUUUAGGUGGGGGAUAAUAAGAUUUUAAAUGGGUUCGGAUACGGGUAGGGCAAAAUUUGCGGGUACCUUACCGUAGCCAUGCCCAAGGCUGUGGCUUGAAUGCUCGGCUGCGCUCCGCCUCCAGAGUCCUCAGAGGUCACCCAUGGCGGAGAUAUCGCCUGCUCCACCUUCUCUCUCCGAAAAGAAGAAGAAGGCGAAGCGUGCUAAGAAAGAAGAUCCUCUCCAAGCCGCCGACUCCCGCCGCCUCGAUUCACUCCGCUGGAACGACUCCCUCCCCAACGAUGACCCCUUUUUCCUCCUCGCCGGCAGCAACGAAGGAGGAUUUCUUUCGUUGGAAGAGAUCGACGAGUCGGAAUACGGGUUUGUAGGCGGAGUUCCGGAGCCGCUGGGGGUAGAGAAGAAGCCCGAGGGGAAGAAGAGGAAGCGGGGAAGCGGAGAUGGGAAUUCGGGGGACGGUGGAUCCUGUAUUGUCCAGGCCGAGGACGGAGAGAAGAGGGGCACGAAGAAACAGAAGAAGAAGAAG
Messenger RNA from Elaeis guineensis (African oil palm), 528 nucleotides. The record is from RefSeq and is a predicted model, not a curated record. NCBI's taxonomy places the organism in Eukaryota, Viridiplantae, Streptophyta, Magnoliopsida, Arecales, Arecaceae.